Cajanus cajan (pigeon pea) is the source of this 1826-nucleotide messenger RNA. RefSeq lists its product as uncharacterized. The record is from RefSeq and is a predicted model, not a curated record. NCBI's taxonomy places the organism in Eukaryota, Viridiplantae, Streptophyta, Magnoliopsida, Fabales, Fabaceae. Gene Ontology annotation, molecular function: zinc ion binding.
AAUUUGAUGUUAGUUAGCAUUUUUUAAGGUCCAUGAAAAAUUCUCACACUUCACCACAGCCAUAGGAGCUGACCCUUUAUAGUUGGAGCUUCUGGUUACGGCACUAUCCUAUAAAGUCCACACACAUCACAUAAUACCCACUUGCCCAUACAAACUGUUGCUAGAGAUAAUCUUCAAUCUCAAAACUCUGCAACUAAUGCAUUAACAAUAAAUAAAUAAAUACUCAUCUUUUGUAGUAUAGACUGGUUUGUGUAAUUUAAUAUUUUGAGGAUCUCUUUGCGGCUAUUUGGGGAAUUGUUUCCUUGGAGAGUGAGGUCAUCCAUCUCAUAGCUGAGGUGACAUCCCAGGUUUUCAUUAUUUUAACAUUUUAUUAUUUUUAAGAAUAUAUGAAGAAGAUUAUGUCUCCAAUCAGGAAGUGGGUCGUUGGAAGACAUGUAUUUUACUCCUUUCAUUUGAUCACAUUUUUCUUCUUCUGUAAUUAAAUAGAAAAAAGUAUUUUUUAGGUGGGGUUUGUACUGUGGCGUUGUUAGGAGUAUCUUGAGGGUGAACAAUCUGUUAAUGGAUCAAGAUAAAGGUGGGGAAUUGGAUCCGGUUCAUGAUGAGAAUUUGAGUCAUUUGGUUGAAGGGGUUGCAAUUGCAAGAGCUAGUAUAAGUGGAGAAGCUGGAGCUUCAGGAGAGGUGGGUAAGGAUUUGGGAUCUGAUAAGGAGCUAAAGGAGGGAGUUAAGAACAAGCAUGAUCAAGAAAAUAUCAGAGAUAACUUACCCGGGGUUGAUCAGGGAACUAGUUAUAAUUCAAACCAUUUGGUCAACCAGGAAGUGAUUGAAACUGUGGUUGUCAUUGAGUCUGAUCAGACUGAGUACGUCAAUGAAGAUAAUAGGAAAUUGGAAGCAAAAGUUGAUGAAUCAGAGUUGAGCUUGGUGUCCAUGAAAGCACCAAAAGGGGUGUCUGAAACUGAUAAAAAUUCAUGUGUAAUUGAUAUAAAGUGCAGCAGCCGCAAAAAGUUUUAUGAGAGUUCUGAAGAUGAAAUGAUUUGUAGGAUUUGCCAUCUGACUUCUGGGCAGCCAUUGGACGAAACAACUGUUGGCACUGAUAAUAGUGCUCCAAGUGCAGAUUUGAUUCAGCUUGGUUGUGCAUGUAAAGAUGAGCUAGGCAUUGCACACCUUCAUUGUGCUGAGGCGUGGUUCAAGCUUAAGGGAAACAGGUUAUGUGAAAUAUGCGGAGAGGCUGCAAAAAAUGUUUCAGGUGUUACUAGUAAUGGAUUUAUGGAAGAGUGGAAUGAUAGAAGCUUCAUGGAUAUUGAUGGCAACUCAUCCCGCAGGGUUGUUGGAUGCUGGCGAGGACAGCCAUUUUGUAACUUCUUGAUGGCAUGCCUGGUAAUAGCAUUUGUUCUGCCAUGGUUUUUUCGCGUAAAUAUGUUCUAGCUGCUCAGUGCUGAAUCAAACUCUAUUGUUUUUGCCUUCAAUUCUUCAUACUCACUAAUGUAGUGAGUGGAUGAUUGGUUUCUGGCAUACAUGAUAUGAGGCACCAUAACAUUUUAGUGGGAUGUUAAUGCUUAACCACAUGUCCAAGUUGAUAUUCUGCGUCUGUGUACUCCGAAGAAGAUGUGAAGCUUGACUAGGGAUGGCCAAUUUGAUAACUGGUUGCAUACUUUGGAGUGUGUGUUUUUGAGGUAAAUGUUGAUAAAUCCAGUUUACAUAUAUAACACGCAGAGAGAGAGAGAGAGAGAGAGAGAGAGUAUAUUUUACAUUUGGUGGCAAUUGAUCUUAUUUGUAAAUAUUAAGUAAAGAAAUCGCUACAAAACAAACCCAAAGAGCCUCUUUGUUCC